Molecule: messenger RNA, 2570 nt
Organism: Cheilinus undulatus (humphead wrasse)
Lineage: Eukaryota; Metazoa; Chordata; Actinopteri; Labriformes; Labridae
Gene: gys2
Product: glycogen synthase 2
Exons: 19
Coding region: 343-2460 (705 amino acids)
Biological process (GO): glycogen biosynthetic process
Cellular component (GO): cytoplasm
Molecular function (GO): alpha-1,4-glucan glucosyltransferase (UDP-glucose donor) activity
Source: RefSeq, a predicted model, not a curated record
GACAACUAAACGACUUGCAGGCGUCCUCAGCAUGGCAUCGUCUCCCUGCAUAGCGGCCCCUCGUCCAUCCUGACCCACGAUGAGCCCCCAGACCACGACCAGAGCCACCAGCCUCAUGUUGAGUGACCCUGUGCUCCCGCAGCUCUCAGCCAAUCACAGCUGUGUGCGUCUCAGUGAGGUAAAUUGCCGAGCUUGUGGGAAAUGCAUCAUUCAUGAUCAGCCCUUCUUGGAAAACCGGUGAUGGUGACGAGUCGUCAUGCAUAAGACCACCACAGGCCCGUCUGAAGGAUCCACAGAUUUCACAGUUUUAGACUCCAGCUCGGACCUGCAGACUCCCCGAAGAUGCCGCUGUCUCGCUCCCUGUCCAUGACGUCCCUCAGCGGGCUGCUGCCGUCCUGGGAGGAGGAUGACCUGCCUGUGGAGGAUCUGCUGCUGUUCGAGGUGUCCUGGGAGGUCACCAACAAAGUCGGAGGGAUCUACACGGUGAUCCAGACCAAAGCCAAGAUCACGGCAGAUGAAUACGGGGAGAACUACUUUAUGAUUGGGCCAUACUUCGAUCAUAACUUUAAGACUCAGGUGGAGGGCUGUGAGCCGCCCAACCCCGCCAUCAGGAAGGCCAUGGACGCUCUCAUCAACAACGGAUGCCAGGUUCAUUUUGGCCGCUGGCUGAUCGAGGGUAGCCCAUAUGUGAUCCUGUUCGAUGUCGGCUCUGCAGCCUGGAAUCUGGAUCGAUGGAAGGGUGACCUGUGGCAGACCUGCAACAUUGGCCUGCCUUUCAACGACCGUGAGGCUAACGACGCGCUCAUCCUGGGAUCCCUCAUUGCCUGGUUCUUCAAAGAGCUGACGGACGAGCUGGGAGACAAACAGAACGUCAUCGCUCAUUUCCAUGAGUGGCAGGCCGGUCCAGGCCUCAUUCUGUCUCGUUCCCGUAAAAUCCCGAUGGCUUCCAUCUUUACCACACAUGCCACUCUGCUGGGACGAUACCUGUGUGCCGGGAACGCCGACUUCUACAACAACCUGGAUAAGUUUGACAUCGAUAAAGAGGCUGGUGAGAGGCAGAUCUACCAUCGUUACUGUUUGGAGAGAGCGGCGGUUCACUGUGCUCACGUCUUCACCACCGUCUCCCAGAUCACUGCCGUGGAAGCUAAUCACAUGCUACAUAGGAAGCCUGAUGUGGUGACUCCAAACGGUCUGAAUGUAAAGAAGUUCUCAGCGAUGCACGAGUUUCAGAACCUGCACGCCACCAGCAAAGCUCGCAUCCAGGAGUUUGUCAGAGGACACUUCUACGGUCAUUUGGACUUUAACCUGGAGAGAACUCUCUUCUUUUUCAUCGCUGGGCGCUACGAGUUCUCCAACAAAGGAGCGGAUAUUUUCCUUGAAUCACUGUCCAGACUCAAUUACCUGCUACGGGUCCACAGAAACGAUAUGACAGUCGUAGUUUUCUUCAUCAUGCCGGCUAAAACAAACAACUUCAAUGUGGAGUCGCUGAAAGGACAGGCGGUACGCAAGCAGCUCUGGGACACAGCUCACAGUGUGAAGGAGAAGUUUGGUAAAAAUCUGUAUGAAGCUUUGCUAAAAGGAGAGAUCCCAGACAUGAACUCCAUCCUGGACAGAGAUGACUUCACCAUCAUGAAGAGAGCAAUCUAUGCCACGCAGAGACACACCCUUCCACCAGUGACGACUCACAACAUGCUGGAUGACUUAACAGAUCCUAUCCUGUCCAACAUCCGACGCAUCGGACUCUUCAACUCCAGGAAUGACCGUGUCAAGAUCAUCUUCCACCCUGAGUUCUUGUCCUCCACCAGUCCUCUGCUGCCAAUGGACUAUGAAGAUUUUGUUCGUGGCUGUAACCUCGGAGUAUUCCCGUCCUACUAUGAACCUUGGGGAUACACGCCAGGUGAAUGCACUGUGAUGGGAAUCCCCAGUGUGACCACCAACCUCUCUGGUUUUGGCUGCUUCAUGGAGGAACACGUCUCAGACCCCGCUGCUUAUGGUAUUUACAUCGUGGACCGGCGGUUCCGAUCAGCAGACGACUCGUGUAACCAGCUGACUCAGUUCAUGUUCAGUUUCUGUCAGCAGUCUCGCCGUCAGCGGAUCAUCCAGAGGAACCGAACUGAGAGGCUGUCUGAGCUGCUGGACUGGAGAUACCUGGGACGGUUCUACAUAAAUGCUCGGCGUCUGGCACUGAGCAGAGCGUUCCCAGACAAGUUCAAGAUGGACCCCAUGGCCCCUCUGAAGACCGAUGGUUUCCGCUACCCCCGCCCUUACUCAGUGCCCCCGUCACCCUCCGCCUCCAUCCACUCGACCCCCCACCACAGCGACGUGGAGGAUGAUGAUGACGAAGAGCCCUAUGAUGAAGACGAGGAGGCUGAGAGAGACCGUCAGAACAUCAAGUCUCCGUUUGUGCUCGGGGCCGUGCCGGAGGGCAAGAAGAAGCAACCAGGAGAGUCGGGAAAUUAAAGUGAAUGUCUGUUUACUGCGUUUAAUGCAUAAUCACAUCCUUUCUGUAAUGAAAUCACCAACCUUUACUCCUUUAACUCUCUGUAUUUCAACUUAUGUUUCAAUAAAAG